AUGAGAAGGCCAAAUGAAGUUGAAUAUAAUAAAACUGCUUUAAUGGGUAUAAUUUAAAGAUAAUCUAGCCAAUUGGUAUGAAGAUAGAUUGGCUCCUUAAUAAUUAUAAAGAGAUCCAAAUGCUACAAAAUCAGUAAUAGAAAUUUAAUAUAAAUUCAGUUACGAGGAGUUGAAGAAGGUAUCUCUAUCCCAGGAGAUAAUGGAUGUUUACUUCCUUUGCCAAGAGUGAAUCGUAAUCCACCAUAUAUUACUAAAGAGAUUAUAGUGCCAGAUGAUGGAUAUGUAUUAUUUAUAUAAACAAUUUAAAAGAGAGAAUUUAGAACAGAAUUCUAAACAAAGUUUGAUGCCAAAAAUAUUCAGAAUAUGUAAUUAGGAGAUUGUAGAUCUUUGAUAAAAACAAAUGGUGAUAAAGUUAACUUCCCAGAAUGUAAUACAACAGUUGCAUAAACUUCAGGAGCUAAAUCAAUUAAAUAAUUAGACUAAACAAAUAUGCAUUAAAUAUUAGUUGAUAGAGCAGUACAUCAAAAUUAUACAGAUUUUGGUUCUACUUUUAAAAAUCAUCCUGAAUAACAUAAUAAAUUUUAUGCUAUUACUACAUACUAAUAAUCCUUUUAAUAACCUGAAAAUAAUGUAGCAGAAAUUCUGACAGAUAAAAAGUAAAAACCAUUGGCAGCAGGUUGUAGAGAAAGAGAUCCUUUUGAUUAAGGUUUGAAAAUGACUUCUGUUAUUACAGGUGAAAAAUACAGAGACUGUAAUAAUCCUUAAUCUAAGUUUAGCCAUCGAUCCAAAAGAAAAUACUCAAGUAUAAAGACAAUGGAUUCAUUCUGGAGAUGCAGGAUUAACAACUGCUUAAAAUAAUUUAAGAUAAAGUAGUAUGGAUAAUUAUAAAAAAAAUGCUAGUUAAGUUCAUCCAUAUGAUAUUGCUACUAGUUUACCUUUAGCAGGUAAUUCUAAUAUAUUAUUUAAUUUAGAUGGAGUCUAUACUUUGCAUUCUAAAUAUACUGAUCCUGGUUAAUUUAGACAUAUUCGAAGUGAUGUCACUAGAAUUAUGAAUAAACCAAUUACAAGAAAAUGA
Molecule: messenger RNA, 1075 nt
Organism: Paramecium pentaurelia
Lineage: Eukaryota; Ciliophora; Oligohymenophorea; Peniculida; Parameciidae
Source: the annotation of a GenBank genome assembly